AUGCAGUCUAACCAACCAAAUUACGGCUACUCCAACUUUGAUCAGCUCCACGUGGAAAAGAAUGGCUUUGGUCAAGAGCGACAAAUUCAAUAUGGAUACCCAAGUUUCGAAAGUUCCGAUAACUACGACCAAGGCCAAAAUUUUACCCAAUUCAAGCAACGCAAUUGGUCCUUGGGGCCUGCAAGAUUCCUCCCAAUUGACUUGCUCAGGAUUCUCCGGUCACCCGUUGAAUGA
Molecule: messenger RNA, 234 nt
Organism: Puccinia triticina
Lineage: Eukaryota; Fungi; Basidiomycota; Pucciniomycetes; Pucciniales; Pucciniaceae
Exons: 2
Coding region: 1-234 (77 amino acids)
Source: RefSeq, a predicted model, not a curated record